UUUUUGUUGAAUACAGUAUUGUAUUAGUAGUUGAAAACUAAUAGUUUGGACUUUUUUUUGUGUUUUUAAUUAGCAUUUAAUUAUCACAUAAUUAUCGUAUACUUUAAAACACCAAAAAAUCAUUACUAUAUUUAGAGAAACGUUUUGAUAAUUUCUGAUUCAUUUAUAGUGAAUCACACCAUUCAAGUGGUUCAUCAAAAAAAAAUUUAAAAUUUUCAAAAACUAAUACUACUUCAGCUUAAAAACAAUGUCAAAGAAGUAUUACGCCGUACGUGAGGGCCGCGAGUCGGGUAUCUACGGCACGUGGAGUGAAUGUCGGUCGCAGACCAAUGGCUAUUCGGGAGGCGAGUUCAAGAGUUUCGAUACUCAUCAGGAGGCUCAACAAUACAUGAAUGGUGGCGGAGGAGGAGGUAGUAGUAGUAGUAGUAGUAGUGGUGGUGGUGGUGGUUACAGUUACAGUAGUUCCAGUAGUUCUAGAUCUUUACCGCCAAUCAGGACUGCUACUACUAGUACUAAUGGGCGCUCCACUAGUUGUCCCCAAACUGGUGGUCAAACCCAAAGACUACGCAUGUAUACCGACGGUUCGUGUCAUGGAAAUGGCUACAGUGGAGCCCAGGCCGGAAUCGGUGUCCACUAUCCCGAUCAUCCAGAGUACGAUAUUAGUGAGCCGUUGGCGGGCCGGCCAACCAAUAACAGGGCCGAGAUUACGGCCGCCGCCCGUGGCAUAGAAUUGGCUAAACAAAGAGGCUAUAAUAGUGUUGAGGUCAAUACGGACAGCGAUUUUCUUAUACGAUCGGCCACAGACUGGUCUUACGGAUGGCGUAAUAACGGCUGGAAAAAGAGUGACGGAACUGAUGUGGUCAACAAAGAGGAGUUCAAGAGACUGGACGCCGCAGCCGAGAACAUGGAUGUCAUCUAUAAUAAAGUUGAUGCCCAUCGCGGAAAUGCUGGCAACGAAAAGGCCGACCAGUUGGCCAACAAAGGUAGCCGUAGAAAUAAUUCGUCAUAAUUUAAAUACUUCACUCCGGAGGCAAACUUCUGCUUAAGAUUUGGAAAUUUCUAUACAAUUGUU
This is a messenger RNA of Oppia nitens, 1072 nucleotides long. RefSeq names its product ribonuclease H1-like. Gene Ontology annotation, biological process: DNA replication, removal of RNA primer. The record is from RefSeq and is a predicted model, not a curated record. Bases 248 to 1009 code for a protein of 253 amino acids. NCBI's taxonomy places the organism in Eukaryota, Metazoa, Arthropoda, Arachnida, Sarcoptiformes, Oppiidae. The transcript has a single exon. Gene Ontology annotation, molecular function: nucleic acid binding; RNA-DNA hybrid ribonuclease activity; magnesium ion binding.